AUGAGUAGAGACCGUACUGGUGACAUGAAGGUAUCAUCAAUUUCAGAUAUGAUACGUAAAGCUCAAGCGAAUAUAUCUCAGAUAGAUGAAUUACACUCGCGCACUUUGGGUAUAAUAUCUGAUGAUGAAAGGAUAAAACGUCAACUUGAAAGUAUAACAUCAGAAACAAGAGGAAUUCUUACACAAAUAAAAGAUAGGAUCAAAAAAUUGGAAGUUUCAAAUUUGAAACAAGCCAAAUCUGGAGACAUAGAAGUUAGGAAAGCUCAGACUUCAAAUUUACGUCAAAAAUUCAUGGAAACUUUACAAAAUUAUCUUCGAGAAAAAACACAUCAAUCCACUGUCCCAAAUAUUUUUAUAGGAAACAAGCAUAUCGGAGGUAAUGAAUAA
Entrophospora sp. SA101 is the source of this 387-nucleotide messenger RNA. NCBI's taxonomy places the organism in Eukaryota, Fungi, Glomeromycota, Glomeromycetes, Entrophosporales, Entrophosporaceae. The record is from the annotation of a GenBank genome assembly.